Molecule: messenger RNA, 1508 nt
Organism: Annulohypoxylon maeteangense
Lineage: Eukaryota; Fungi; Ascomycota; Sordariomycetes; Xylariales; Hypoxylaceae
Exons: 1
Coding region: 84-1319 (411 amino acids)
Source: RefSeq, a predicted model, not a curated record
ACCUUCAAGGCAGAGUUGUGAGAGGUAUCGUCAUUGCAGAUGGUACAUCGCAGCCAGUACCUCAGCAGCAACAUCACCAGUCGAUGCCUGAACCAACUCAACCAACUGAAUCGACAGAAGAGAAUAUUGUUCGAACCGAACUCACAGUUCCUCACGAUCAGAAUCUACAAGAAGGAGUCGCCAGUGCUCCCGCAUUCGGUGUUCCUGGCAGUGCCCACCCGGGUAACAUCUAUGACGGUCACAAACACGCCGUGGACGCCAAGCUUACUGAGUCGGGUGAUCCUGUGAUGGGCGAGCAGAAUAGUUCAAGCACGAUCCGCGGACAAGAGCCUCCGAUUGUGGUUCAAGGAACCGGCGCCUCAUCGCCGACCACUGGUUCCCAACAGACAGCAUCCGGACAGCACAUGGAGCAGAACCAAACACCGGCGGCAACAGGCCCAGAGCCUGUCCACUACAACCAGGGCACCUCAUCGAUCGCGGCACCAGAGCCGGUGCCAUUCUACAUGCAGCCGAACGUCGGCGCAUAUCUACCACAGCCUCUUAGAAUGGGGCACCCAUACUGGCAGCAAUCCGCAAACCCGUGGAACUAUCAGAACAAUGGAUACGGCCAAUCGCGACAGUACCCCAUGCUUCCAUACUGGAACCAACUCCAGGCGAAGGGCGCAUCCGAGCCCCAAAUUCAGCAGAACUCCAGGAACUACACGCAACCCGCGAUAUCCUGGCAGUCCAUCGGCGAGGACCCACUCCACGGCCCGACAAAGGUGUUCCGCAAGGCGGAUUCGGAUAAGAAGAACACCUCGCCUAACGAGUACAAGCCGAGUGUAGAUAUGCCCCUAGCGUUCAGCCGCACCAGCAGCAACGGCUGGUCACGACGCUCAUCGGAAGAGUCGACGGCUCGACGACCGUCGUUCACGAGUAACACACCGAGCGAGUUCGAGCCGCGGUACACGAGCCAUCAGUUCAGCGCGAUCCCGCGCCCGCAGUACUCCCCACCGCACGCAUACGACCCCGGCCAGUUCCAGGUGCGAACUGAGAGCAUCGCUAGGCCCGCUAGAUACCGGACCUACGUCAACACACUCCCGGACAGGCCGUGCGUCAACGCGCCUCAGUACAACAGUCCUACCCCUAGGGAGGAGCAUUAUGACCCGUGUCCUUGUGCGAGAUGUGUCGAGCGCGACUGCUCCAUCUACAUAGAUGGGUUCCCGGGGUUUGUGCAUGAGGAUGCUAGAGAUAGGGUAUUCGACUAUUUUACGAUGAGCGUUGGACCCGCGAUUCGUACAUGGGUCGUUAAGGGAUCCCGUGGCAUGAUCAUCCUGUAAGUUAUCUCUCACCUAGACCAUUCCCCUUUGGUAUUAUUAUAUGCUGAUAGCUAACCAAUUAUCCUUCGCAGAUUUGGCUGUCCGGAGCAUGCACUAGAAGCCGUUCGCGGCCGCCAUGUCAUCCCAGGUGUCACAUCGAAGCCCCUACGUGUUAGGUUCCGUGUAGGUUCUCAGUAUUUCAAGCCUCUC